This is a messenger RNA of Prorocentrum cordatum, 2388 nucleotides long. NCBI's taxonomy places the organism in Eukaryota, Dinophyceae, Prorocentrales, Prorocentraceae. The record is from the annotation of a GenBank genome assembly.
GGGAGGUGCCAAUGUCUGUCCAACAUGGGCAGCACAUUUCUGUUGGGGAUCGUUUCUCACGCAACCAAGCCAGGUUAUGCUCGCCAGAGUACCCUGGCCUUCGCUGCGCGGUGACUUACCGCGGGCGUCAGAGAAGUGCUGCGUUCAGGGUCUCUUGGGCUCCCCCCAGGUUGAGCCUCGCGCGCGGACGCUUUGGAUUGCUGGCGAGGGUUUCUUUCAAUCACGUGCAACGUGUAGGCAUGUCCAAAUGCCGUGGCCCGGCUCAGGUUUUUCUCGCUCGAGCCUCGCGCGCCCAAGAAGGUGGCUGCAGUCAGAGUUGGCGGGGGGCCCCAGACGCAGCCUCGAGGUGCCAGUCAUGUCAGCGGAGCUGCAGUGCCACUCCGACGCGGAGCUGCUCCACGGGUCCAGCGACGACGCAGAUCGGCCCACGCAGCGCCAGCCCCUCUUCGCGCGCAAGCUGACGCACUCGGUGGUGCUGGCAGUGUCCUGCGGUGCGAUCCUGGCGCUGGCGUCCCUGGGCGUGGCGUCGCACUGGAGCGGGCAGAGCGGGAGCCGGGCAUCUGUCCGGAUCCGGGGCGCGACAAAUUUGGACGAUUUGGGCAACCUUGUGGACGAUGUGAAAGAUGCUGCGGACGAUGCCGUCGACGAGGCCCAAGACGCUGCGGACGACGUCGUGGAGAAGCCGCCGGGUGGUGAUGUGGCGGAGGAUGCGGACGAGGUCGUCGACGACGCCCAAGAUGAUGCGGAUGACGUCGCGAAGGAUGCGGACAAGGUCGUCGACAAUGCCCAAGAUGCUGCGGAUGACGUCGCGGAGAAGCUGCCGGGUGGCGAUGUGGCGGAUGACGUGGACGAGGUCGUCGACGACGCCCAAGAAGAUGCGGAUGACGUCGCCGAGGAUGCGGACAAGGCUGUCGACGAUGCCCAAGAUGCUGCCGAUGACGUCGCGGAUAAGCUGCCGGGCGGUGAUGUGGCGAAGGAUGCGGACGAGGCCGUCGACGACGCUCAAGAUGAUGCGGAUGACGUCGCGGAGGAUGCGGACAAGGUCGUCGACAAUGCCCAAGAUGCUGCGGAUGACGUCGCGGAGAAGCUGCCGGGCGGUGAUGUGGCGGAGGAUGCGGACGAGGUCGUCGACGACGCCCAAGAUGAUGCGGAUGACGUCGCGGAUGAUGCGGACAAGGUCGUCGACAAUGCCCAAGAUGCUGCGGAUGACGUCGCGGAUAAGCUGCCGGUCGGUGAUGUGGCGGAGGAUGCGGACGAGGUCGUCGACGACGCUCAAGAUGAUGCGGAUGACGUCGCGGAGGAUGCGGACAAGGUCGUCGACAAUGCCCAAGAUGCUGCGGAUGACGUCACGGAGAAGCUGCCCAGUGGUGACGCCUAAGGUCAUGCGGAUGACGUCGCAAAGAAGCUGCUGGGUGGUGACGACGUUGAGGCUGCGUCGACGACGACGACGCAGCUGCGUCUCCACCAGCAGCAGUGGUGCAGGUGACGGGUCGUGGCGCAGCCCUUGAACCGGUGAUUGGUGAGGGGGGGGCGGGAGAAGCCGCCGGGUGGUGAUGUGGCGGAGGAUGCGGACGAGGUCGUCGACGACGCCCAAGAUGAUGCGGAUGACGUCGCGAAGGAUGCGGACAAGGUCGUCGACAAUGCCCAAGAUGCUGCGGAUGACGUCGCGGAGAAGCUGCCGGGUGGCGAUGUGGCGGAUGACGUGGACGAGGUCGUCGACGACGCCCAAGAAGAUGCGGAUGACGUCGCCGAGGAUGCGGACAAGGCUGUCGACGAUGCCCAAGAUGCUGCCGAUGACGUCGCGGAUAAGCUGCCGGGCGGUGAUGUGGCGAAGGAUGCGGACGAGGCCGUCGACGACGCUCAAGAUGAUGCGGAUGACGUCGCGGAGGAUGCGGACAAGGUCGUCGACAAUGCCCAAGAUGCUGCGGAUGACGUCGCGGAGAAGCUGCCGGGCGGUGAUGUGGCGGAGGAUGCGGACGAGGUCGUCGACGACGCCCAAGAUGAUGCGGAUGACGUCGCGGAUGAUGCGGACAAGGUCGUCGACAAUGCCCAAGAUGCUGCGGAUGACGUCGCGGAUAAGCUGCCGGACGGUGAUGUGGCGGAGGAUGCGGACGAGGUCGUCGACGACGCUCAAGAUGAUGCGGAUGACGUCGCGGAGGAUGCGGACAAGGUCGUCGACAAUGCCCAAGAUGCUGCGGAUGACGUCACGGAGAAGCUGCCCAGUGGUGACGCCUAAGGUCAUGCGGAUGACGUCGCAAAGAAGCUGCUGGGUGGUGACGACGUUGAGGCUGCGUCGACGACGACGACGCAGCUGCGUCUCCACCAGCAGCAGUGGUGCAGGUGACGGGUCGUGGCGCAGCCCUUGAACCGGUGAUUGGUGAGGGGGGG